GUCGAGGCAGUAGCUUCGCUAGGAAGUUUGACGAGUGUGAUUUAGAACGCCAGCAUCUGGAGUGCUGAUAAGCCCAUACCCAUACGGCCGUCUACUGUUGCAGCAACAGUACUGCGAGUGCGAGUACGAGUGAAUGCGGCUUGACAGAUUUCCGCAUUUCAUUGCUGCUGGAGGUUUUUUUCCGUACGAGCCACAACCGUACCAUGCCGGCUUCCAAGAAUCUGUUGAAUGGUCGAGCGGUGCUGAAGGUGGUGGUGCUGCUGCUGUUGGUGAUGAUGGUGCUGUGCAGUACAGGUGUACGAGGCCAGCAGCAGCAGCAGGAAGAUGAGCAAUCGAUCUGUCCGAUGAUUAUUAAACGGGCCCAGUGGGGUGCGGAGCGGUCCACGAACGUCACAUAUCAGCUGAAGCCCGUCACGAAGGUCAUCAUUCACCAUACGACGGGCGACCGGUGCAUGAACGUGGCCAGCUGCAAGGAGAUGGUGCUCGGUGUGCAAUCCUAUCACCAGAAGCAGAACGGCUGGAGCGACAUUGGUUACAACUUCCUGAUUGGACCGGCACACGUGUACGAGGGCAUCGGUUGGCACCGGGUGGGGGCGCAUCUGCGUGGCCACAACAGCAACUCGAUCGGCGUCGCGUUCCUCGGCAACUUCGAUCUGCUGCGACCGACCCCCCGCAGCCUGGAGGCCCUCGAUCGGCUCCUCGAGUGUGGCGUAGCGCUCGGUGAGCUCACCCCCAACUUUCGGUUACACGGUGCCUCCCAGCUACAGAGCACCAACAGCCCUGGCAAGCUGCUGUACGCCAAGGUAAAGGAGCACAGCCACUGGACCCGUCCGGCCGACUAAUGCGCCAAAUUGUGCGCCCUGGAUUUUUUUCGCGUUGGAAAACGUUCCCGCGCCGUUCUCGGACACACUGUUGCUACAAUAAACCAUUAACAUGUGCCCACACACAUACA
This is a messenger RNA of Anopheles darlingi, 952 nucleotides long. RefSeq names its product peptidoglycan-recognition protein 2-like. The record is from RefSeq and is a predicted model, not a curated record. The coding region runs from base 204 to 842 and encodes 212 amino acids. NCBI's taxonomy places the organism in Eukaryota, Metazoa, Arthropoda, Insecta, Diptera, Culicidae. Gene Ontology annotation, molecular function: peptidoglycan binding; N-acetylmuramoyl-L-alanine amidase activity; zinc ion binding. The transcript is spliced from 3 exons. Gene Ontology annotation, biological process: innate immune response; peptidoglycan catabolic process.